Molecule: messenger RNA, 7082 nt
Organism: Zootoca vivipara (common lizard)
Lineage: Eukaryota; Metazoa; Chordata; Lepidosauria; Squamata; Lacertidae
Gene: MANBA
Product: mannosidase beta
Biological process (GO): carbohydrate metabolic process; glycoprotein catabolic process
Molecular function (GO): beta-mannosidase activity
Source: RefSeq, a predicted model, not a curated record
UAGUGAAAAAUACUUAGAUGAACAGUUUUUAGAAUUGGGGAAGUGUAACUGUACAGGCGACCCUAUCCCUGUAGAGGGAAACUGAAAUUUAUAUCAAACAGUAUGAUGUUGACCUUUCUUAUAUUUACCCAGUCACUUCAGUCUUUCACAAUGGGCCUUUUAUGUCCGUAGUUCCAUUCUAGACACCUUACAGCUCUAGGAAGUUGGGAGAUCCCCUUUCCUAAUUAAUCACUUAGAAAGCAGCGCAUUUUCUGCUUGGCACAUUUUGACUAUUAACUUAUACUGCUGUGACCUGUAUGGAUUAUUAAAUACUUCCCUAUUUAUAUCACUUUGCACCAGUUUGUGUGUUUAUCAGCAUUUUAGCUCAAAUCCGUCCUAGGACAUGGACAUGGCAGGGUGGAGAACCACUUUCAACCACCAGGCUGGAUCAAAAACACGCCAAGCUUCCAUCUAACAAAUGACUAGAGCCAGUCACCUGUCAAAUCACGACAUCGUAUGACAUCAGAUGCACCCAAUCCUUGCUGAAAGCAGUGGGGAUUGUGUUUAAACAGCAAGCCCACCAGCAAAGGAACAAUUGAGCACGUACACACUAAGCUGUAUGUUCUGUGGUUGCCAUGUCCGAUGUCAUGUCGCUACUCAGAACUGCAGGGCAGGCUAAACUGGGUGGCUUAUAACCCCCAGUAAGGGGUGGCGCAGUAAGGCUGGAGGUUCCAUACUAUUGCCAUAUACAAGUGUUGUACCACCGGACCACAGAUGGGGGUUUGUUGGCAUCUGUCUCGAGAGACAAUAGAGUGUUCCUCCAGGGGUGAUGUCAAACUGCUGCAUUAGCAGCACCGAAGAGACCUCCCCAGAGUGCAAGUCUGGGCACUGUAUGGAGGUUCUGGGCCACCCAGACAGCAAGAUUCCCCUCUUGGUCUCGCUGAUGUGGUCCAAAGGAAAGCAGAGCAAUACAUUUGGUACUGGCUUGGCUGCAGGAGUUGCUGGAAGGAGGUGUACAAGGCGGCAUACAACCGUCUUAAGGACUCCACUCUGGAUCUGUGUAGGGCUUUCUCCAUAGCCUUUUCUCCCAAAGAUGUCCCACAAGGCAGCAGGAACGGAUUGUUUAUCAGGGUUUAUUCCCAAAGUCAGUCUCAUGAAUGAGUAUAGCUGCAAGGCAAUGGAGGUUAGGUUCAGAGUUUUCCUUCUCUUGGAUGGGAGUUUACACUUCUGGAAAUUGCCCCACAAACAAUAUACAAGGCCCGAACACAAACGUUGGUUAUAUGUACCUUCCAAAAGUGUGGUUUUUUUAAAUCGGUGGAGUCCAAAGCCCAUAAAAUGCAAGAGAUGCACAUAACAAAGCUGCAAUGCAGUGUAUUUAAAGAUAAGCAGCCCAGUAACCACUGAUGACAGCUUUUCCUUUACCACAUUAACACCUGUAAUGGGAGAGAAGAUCCUUUUCUCAAUUAAGUUCUAAAUGAAUAGAAUCAAAUUUGUUUGAAAAGGAUUGGGGACCUUUUUUAAAAAAAAAUCCUCAGUAAGUUGUCUAAUUUCCAGCUGUUCUCAUAUUUAAAGAGCUGGUAACAGAACAGAGGUAGCAUUGAGAACAUGUCUUAGAACUUUUAUUGAACUCACACUAACUCAUGAUCUUAUUGAAAUGCAGUACUUGCUGGUUAUGAACAGAAAGCAUUUUCAGGGGAGCAUAUGGGGUGCAAAACCUCAAGGAGCUGUGAAGAACAAAAAGAAUUCGAAGGAGAGGUCAAACCUGAGAACACGUUUCAUUUAUUUUUGCAAUUUAUCGACUGUAGUCAAAAUUACAGGGGUUAAAAAACAAACAAAAUUAGAAGGCAAUAACGAACCAAAGGCACUGCACUAUCAUUGAAUCACAAAACACUUUAAGGCAGCAAAAACGAGAAAAUAUAACUUGCAGCAACAAAUAAAUUGAAAACUGACAGCAGAGGAUUAAAAUCUCAUUUAAUAAACUAUAUUUGUCAUAUUUAAUAAUUUAAUAAACACUAUGUGUGUCAUAAAAUGGAGGUCCAAAGCAGGAGAUUGCAAGUCAGUUCUUAGAUGGUACUCAGGAAGCGGAAUACAUUAUCGCAGCUGCGUGAUUACCUACUCCUCGUAAACACCAUUUCCUGCUAACCGCAUCACAGCUGACCCAAGCUCCGCAAGGGAAGAAUGUGAAUCCAGGAACUGACCAAUUGCAAUAAGCAUGGAAGAGGUGGAGUAGAGGGCAGUCGUGCGCACCGGAGGGGCGAGGCGAAAAACCUUGCAGGCAACCGAUUUGGGCCAGGAAAGGGACUGGGCAAAGUGGAGAGCAGUACUGUAGUUAGAAGCAACUCGGAUUGGGAAGGAGCGCCCGUAAACGGUCGCUGUGUUGUCCCUCGAUUCGGGAACAUGCCCAGAUCAACCCUAUUACAGUACUUUAGUUAGGGAAACGAAUGGAUGGGACCACACACCACCUCUUCUUGAUCGACCGCGGUCACGCGCUGCAAGGGAAGAGAACUUCCGCAAUCUUAUGUACACAUCAAACGCAGCACGCAGGCGCGCUUCUCCCUCUGCGCAAAGGCUGCAGGGCGCAGGAGAGUCUCCACUUCCGAGAAACUCUCAGCUGAUCCAGACUACCGUAACUACUUGCAGCUGCGCUUCACAGGGAGGGGGAAAGUCCGACAAGUCGUGCGUAGCUCCCCGCCCGGACCGAAUCACCCAACUGCUUGCAGGGGCUUUUGUGUUUCUCCCUCUGCCGACUCCGCACCGGUGGGCUUUGAUCCCACAUGGCUCGCUCCCGCCCGCUUUUUGCCCAAGAUGCACGCUUUCGCUCCUGCUCCUGGUUGCGCGCUUUCGGUUCUGCUCCUGGUUGCUUCGUGGCAGGUUGGGUCGACGGGGCCUCUUGCCCCGCCGGAGGUGCGCAGCCUGCAGGGGAGCUGGCGGUUGAGCAACGGGAACGGCUCGCUGGUGCUAGGAGGAGAUGUGCCCGGGUGCGUGCACACCGCGUUGCUCCGAAACGGUCUCAUCCAGGAUCCUUAUUACAGAUUUAAUGACCUCGCCUACGCAUGGAUAUCCUUGGAUAACUGGACAUACAGCAGAGACUUCAAAACUCCAUUUGAUAUCAGGACAUGGCAAAAAGUGAGUUUGGUGUUUGAUGGGGUGGAUACAGUAGCACAGAUUGUGCUCAAUAAUGUCACUGUUGGGAGGACAGACAACAUGUUCAACAGAUACAGCUUUGAUAUUACCGAUGUGAUCAAGGAGGUCAAUGCAAUUCAUGUUAAUUUUGUCUCGGCUGUUUGGUAUGCUGCGGAGCAGAGUAAAAAUCACAAAGCAUACAGGGUGCCUCCGGAAUGCCCUCCACCUGUACAGAAAGGACAAUGUCAUGUUAACUUCAUCAGAAAGGAGCAGUGCUCAUUUAGCUGGGACUGGGGCCCCUCUUUCCCUACUCAGGGCAUUUGGAAGGAUGUCAGGAUUGAAGCAUAUAAUCUUUGCCGCCUGCUUUAUUUCUCGGUGACUCCUCAGUAUGUGCAAAACACUCAGCAGUGGAGUCUCAAAAUAGAGCUGGAUUUUGAUGUCAUCAGCUCAAAGCCAGUUGCUGCUCUCACCUCUGUGAGCAUUCCUGAGCUGCAGACGCAGCAGACAUUCACAGUGGAGCUUCGCCCAGGUGAAGGCAGCGUCGUGCUGCUAGUAAACAUAAGUAAGGCUGCAGCACUGGAGACUUGGUGGCCAAGAGGACAUGGGAACCAGACUGGGUACAACAUGACAACUACAUUCAUUGCAGAGGGAGGUUGCAAGAUUGAGAAGCUUUCUAAGGUUUAUUUUCGAACAGUAGAACUUGUAGAAGAGCCCAUUCCUGGCUCACCUGGUUUGAGUUUUUAUUUCAGAAUCAAUGGACUCCCUAUUUUUAUGAAGGGUUCCAACUGGAUUCCAGCUGAUUCUUUUCAGGACAGAGUGACCUCUGAAAGGUUAAGGAUCCUCUUGCAGUCGGCAGUUGAUGCCAACAUGAAUAUGCUCCGUGUUUGGGGAGGAGGCGUAUAUGAGCAAGAUCAGUUCUAUGAAAUGUGCAAUGAACUGGGAAUCAUGAUUUGGCAGGACUUUAUGUUUGCUGUUGCUCUUUACCCAACUGACCACAGUUUCCUAGACACAGUAAGAGCCGAAAUUACUCAUCAGGUAAAGCGGUUAAAAUCUCACCCGUCUAUCAUUUUAUGGAGCGGGAACAAUGAAAAUGAAGCAGCAAUUGCAUACAACUGGUUCUCUAUUCCAAGCGCAAAGAAGAGUGUUUAUGCCGACGAUUAUGUCACACUUUAUGUGAAGAGUAUCCGAGAGAUUGUUCUUGCUGAAGACGAGACUCGCCCUUUCAUUACCUCCAGCCCUACCAAUGGUGUUGAGUCGGCCAAGGAAGGCUGGCUAGCCCAUGCUCCUUACGACACUCAUUUCGGAGAUAAUCAUUACUACAACUAUGUGAGUGACUGCUGGGAUUGGACCACCUUCCCCAGAACACGAUUUGCCUCAGAGUAUGGCUUUCAGUCCUGGCCUUCCUUCAGUGCCCUGGCACAGGUGUCAUCUGAGGAGGACUGGUCUUAUGUGAGCAAUUUCUCCUUCCAUCGGCAGCACCAUGCUAACGGCAAUGACGAAAUGCUUCGUCAGGCAGGCCUCCAUUUUAAGCUGCCGCAGGAAGGAAACCCCCUCAAGAACUUUAAGCAUUCCAUCUACCUCACUCAGAUUAUGCAGGCCCAGUGCAUUAAGUCCCAAACGGAGUUCUAUCGUCGCAGCCAAAGCGAGAUCAUCAACGGGGAGGGGCGCACCAUGGGGGCACUAUAUUGGCAACUCAACGAUAUAUGGCAAGCUCCUUCCUGGGCUUCUCUGGAAUAUGGUGGCAAGUGGAAGAUGCUCCAUUAUUUUGCCCAGCGUUUCUUUGCUCCCUUAUUGCCUGUGGCAUACGAAGACAAAGAUGCUCUCUUCAUAUAUGGAAUCUCAGAUCUUCACGCAGAUCAUGAGCUGACACUCAGAGUCAGUCUGCAUGAUUGGGGUUUGACGGAGCCAGUGUGCACCUUGGCUAAAGAGGGUGUGCUCAUCAAGGGAGGAGCAGCUGUCCCCAUCUACAAGGAGCCCAUCAGUGACCUUCUGAAACGAUGUGGGAAUUGUACCAGGCAAAGCUGUGUUGUCACCUUUUCCCUUGAAGGUGAAGGGAAGCUCUCCAGCCCAAGCAAUUAUCACUUCCUGUCCUCAUUGAAGGAUGCAGUGGGGUUAAAGAAUCCACAACUUCUUGGUUCUGUUUCCCAAGAAGGAGAUCAGUUUCAGAUCAUCCUGGAAGCCACAGCCAUCGCUCCUUUUGUUUGGUUGGAUGCUGGAAACAUCCCAGGAAGAUUCAGUGACAAUGGUUUCCUUCUCACUGAGGAACGAAGAGUCAUACUGUUCUACCCUUGGGGAACCACUAGCGCCAAAGAACUGGAGAAGUCGCUCAGCUUAACAUCACUGACAGACAUUUCCUGAGGAAAGGCCUGAAGGAGGGAGAGGAAGCUGAAUGGAAACGGGAAUGAAACGCCGCAGCAAGAGAGGCACAAAGUAGGACUGUUGAACAUCGUUCUUGUGCCAGCAUCUUCCACACUUGGGACCCUUUUGUUCAGCGGACUGGACCCCAGAGCAAAUCAGCACAGCUACAGAACAAGGUGACCACGUAUGCUAAGAGAGCUUAAUGAAAACAGUGGAAUGAAGUGCAUAGAAUGAUGCUUUAGCGCCCUCAUUUACUUUCCGCUGUAUUCUGGCAUCAGGGCUUUUUAUUUAAGAUGGAAGGAUGUGCUGCUCCAGUAUUGGACUAAGGAGCCAUACUGAUGCACAUUUCAGAUUAUAGGAAAGAUGGGUGGUAGUGGAAGUCUUAGUUAUUGGGGCUAGUCAAGGUGGCACUUCCCUAAGGGUCUCACUUCUCAGAUAGUUAGAGCAGUGCCAAGGCAUGCUUAAAGUUGCAAGGUGGAGAGGCUGCACACACAUCUCACUUAAAAGGUGCUAGGUGCAAAAGUCCAGGAACCACUUGCAAAGUAGGCCUGAUCAGUGUGCUGCUAAAGAUGGCAGGAAAAAAUAGAACAGGAGUGGCUGCAGGCAUAAGCGGAGUAUUUUUUCCUUUGCCACUGCAUAUUCUCAGUCAGCAGCUACUUCAUUGGAAGCAGGUCUUUAAAAUCACUGGCUGUUAAUUUUUGGUUGGCUUGAACUGUGGCACUUCUCAGCUAAGGAUUCCUUCUUUCACUGGUCCACACUGGGUUCAGAGGGUUGGUGGAUGUUUUUGCUGCAACAGAGUGACAGCUAAGUAUUGUGUCAUCUUAAAAAGAGCUAACAGUUGGUUCUCUUUAUCAUCUCUUAUCAUUUUUAUACAUUUAAGCUCUGAAUUUUGCCACAGGCUGCACCAUUGCCAAUCAACUUUUACCUUGGUUGACGAACGGAAUCCGUUCCACACUUGAAUACCAAGGCAUGGCUUCUGAUUGGCUGCAGGAGCUUCCUACACUCAACCGGAAGCUGCGCCAGAUGUUUGGGUUCCAAAGAAUGUCCAGAAACCAGAACACUCACUUCCGGGUUUGUGGCAUUCGGGAGCCGAAACGUUUGAGUUGCAAGGCAUUCGUCAACUAAGGUACGACUGUACAUCCCCUUCAAACCCACAUAAUGGAUGACUGAGGAUCACACCCUGUUCUUCCGAUGAAGUGGGACCUAGUCCAUGAGUGCUUAUGUCAUAAUGCCAAUGUUAAAGGUUUUUUCAGCACCCUUGCCUCUUUACUUGUCAGUCAAAAACAGUAUGCCCAUAGCUGUCAACUCUCCUGUUUUUCGCAGGAAAUCUCGGUAUUUAAAUCCAUUUCCCGCUGUUAUCCCGAAUUGCAAAUCCCCCGGAUUUAUAAGAAAGCAGCAGCUCCUGCUGGCCAGGGAGGCUCCUCAGCUGCAUAAAUGUCCCGGCUCCCGACUGGCUGCUCGCUCACUUGGCUUGCCGAGUGCUGCCGGAAAUCGCCUCUGCGCAGAAGCGAUUUCUGGUGCCCAGACAUGCGGACACAGGCAGCCCGGCACCGGAAGUCGCUUCUGCGCAGGUCUGACAUGUGCUGCUCUGCCCAUGUCUGGGCACCGGAAAUUGGGCAGAG